Canariomyces notabilis is the source of this 1700-nucleotide messenger RNA. RefSeq names its product vacuolar protease A precursor. The record is from RefSeq and is a predicted model, not a curated record. The transcript is spliced from 3 exons. Gene Ontology annotation, cellular component: fungal-type vacuole. NCBI's taxonomy places the organism in Eukaryota, Fungi, Ascomycota, Sordariomycetes, Sordariales, Chaetomiaceae. The coding region runs from base 57 to 1250 and encodes 397 amino acids. Gene Ontology annotation, biological process: proteolysis. Gene Ontology annotation, molecular function: aspartic-type endopeptidase activity.
UUACAUUCCUUAUCUUCGCUUUCCCGCCACAUCCGUCGACCGUAGAGCUGCCCAUCAUGAAGGGUGCUCUGCUGACCGCAGCUGUGCUGCUCGGCUCCGCCCAAGGCGCAGUCCACAAGCUCAAGCUCAAGAAGGUUCCCCUCGCUGAGCAGCUUGAGUCGGUUCCCGUCGAGACCCAGCUCGAGCAUCUAGGCCAAAAGUACAUGGGAAUCCGACCCCAGAAAUCCCAUGCCGACGCCAUGUUCAAAGGCAUGGUUGCCGACGUCCAAGGCAACCACCCAGUUCCCAUUUCCAACUUCAUGAACGCUCAAUAUUUCUCUGAAAUUACGCUAGGUACUCCUCCUCAGAGCUUCAAGGUGGUGCUGGACACGGGUAGCUCCAACCUGUGGGUCCCAUCCGUGGAAUGCGGCUCCAUCGCUUGCUAUCUGCACAACAAGUACGACUCGUCAGCCUCGUCUACCUACAAGGCAAACGGAUCUUCCUUCGAGAUUAAGUACGGUUCAGGAAGUCUGAGCGGUUUCGUGUCCCAGGACACUAUGACCAUCGGGGACAUCACCAUCAAAGGUCAGGACUUUGCCGAGGCGACCAACGAGCCAGGCUUGGCCUUUGCUUUUGGCCGCUUCGACGGCAUUCUUGGCCUUGGUUUCGACCGGAUUUCGGUCAACGGGAUUGUUCCCCCGUUCUACAAGAUGGUCGAGCAGAAGCUCAUCGACGAGCCAGUGUUUGCUUUCUACCUAUCCGACACUGAUGGCGAGUCCGAGGUUGUCUUUGGCGGCGUGGAUAAGGCCAGGUACAAGGGCAAGAUCACCACCAUCCCGCUGAGGCGGAAGGCCUACUGGGAGGUGGACUUCAACUCCAUCUCUUAUGGCGAUGACACCGCCGAGCUCGAGAACACGGGCGUCAUUCUGGACACCGGCACCUCGCUCAACGCAUUGCCGAGCCAGCUCGCCGAGAUGCUCAAUGCCCAGAUUGGAGCCAAGAAGAACUACGCCGGGCAGUACGCAAUUGACUGCAACAAGCGGGACUCGCUCAAGGACGUCUCAUUCAACCUGGCGGGUUACAACUUCACGCUCAGCCCCUAUGACUACGUCCUCGAAGUCAGCGGUAGCUGCAUUUCCACCUUCUUUGGCAUGGACUUCCCUGCGCCUACCGGGCCCCUUGCCAUCCUGGGUGAUGCAUUCCUUCGCAGGUAUUACACCAUCUACGACCUCGGAGCCGGCACCGUUGGGAUUGCUGAGGCGGCGAAAUGAACGCUGUUAAGAAUCCAGAUUGUGGAAUGCCUGGGUAAAGGGGGUUACUGUGGGACAGGCUUGAGUACACGUCUUUUUUGUCUCUUGUUUCCGCAUUCAUUGUACUCUACGAUGCAAAUCCUUAACUACUCAUCCUCUUACUUUUCUGGUGUUUGUGUGAUGAAAUUGCUCAACUUGAGUCCGGGCCCGAAUAUCACAGGAGCCGGAGAAUGGGGAUUAGAAUAACUACGCCAGUCAUGUUCCUUCAUGUCUGAAUCAAUACUAGGUUCCUAUGUAAAAUGGCAAGGCCUGAGCCUUUCUCCUUUCGAGGGGUAUCUAUCCCAUCCCAGAGAGUGAUUCUAUCCAGUACAUAGGGUAACCGUGACAGAAAAGUACAGGUAGUGAUCCCCGAGUGAGGCUUGACGCAAGGAUGAUAUGCGUUGGGCGCCUCAGCUCUUAAAAGUGGCCGUC